Molecule: messenger RNA, 1285 nt
Organism: Tarenaya hassleriana
Lineage: Eukaryota; Viridiplantae; Streptophyta; Magnoliopsida; Brassicales; Cleomaceae
Product: pectinesterase PPME1-like
Exons: 5
Coding region: 81-1169 (362 amino acids)
Biological process (GO): cell wall modification
Molecular function (GO): pectinesterase activity
Source: RefSeq, a predicted model, not a curated record
UACCCAAAAAAUUAUUUAUUCCCUUUUUUCUCUUUUUCUUGGAAUUUAAAGAAAAAGAAAAAAAAGAGGGAAAUUAAAAGAUGGCAUAUAUGCAUUUGAAAUUAGUGGCAGUGCUCUUGGUUUUGGCCUCGGCGGCGGUUCUAACCGGCGACGCUACACCGAUUCCGCAGAACAAAGCUCAACUGCAGCAAUGGUUCAGAGCCAAUGUCGCACCAUUGGCUCAGAGGAAAGGCUCGUUGGACCCUGCCCUGGUUGCAGCCGAGGCUGCACCACGUGUCAUCAGGGUGAACAAGAACGGGGGAGGAGAUUUCAAGACGCUGAACGCAGCCAUAAACAGCAUUCCGGCGGGAAACACGAAGCGUGUGAUCAUCAAGUUGGGCCCCGGUGAAUACAGGGAGAAGGUCACCAUUGAUAGGAACAAGCCUUUCGUCACACUGUACGGUCAACCCAACGCCAUGCCCGUUUUGACGUACGACGGGACAGCCGCCAAGUAUGGAACCGUGGACAGUGCAACUUUCAUCGUCUUGUCCGAUUAUUUCAUGGCCGUCAACGUCAUCUUCAAGAAUUCAGCUCCGAUGCCAGACGGGAGGAUGAAAGGAGCACAAGCCUUGGCAGCUAGGGUUUCCGGCAACAAAGCAGCAUUCUACAACUGCAAGUUCUAUGGUUACCAAGACACAGUCUGCGACGACAUUGGCAACCAUUUCUUCAAAGACUGCUACAUCGAAGGAACUUUCGAUUUUAUCUUCGGGAGCGGAACUUCUCUCUACCUCAACACGCAACUAAACGUGGUGGGAAAUGGAAUCCGAGUGAUCACGGCCGAGGCAGGAAAGAGCGUGUCCGACCCGAGCGGAUACGUAUUCGCACACAGCAGAGUGACGGGAACAGGAACUGGAAUCUACUUGGGACGUGCAUGGAUGUCCCACCCAAAGGUCGUCUACGCCUACACCGAGAUGACAAGUAUCGUUGCCCCGGCCGGUUGGCAACAAAACAGCAUUCCCGGCCGUGACAAGACGGUGUUCUACAGAGAGUACAAGUGUUACGGACCAGGCUCGAACAUUGCGAAGCGCGUGCCCUUCACGCGAAGCUUGAACCCGACCGAAGCUGGUCAUUUCUUGUCGCUUGGUUACAUCCAGGGUUCUAAGUGGCUGCUUCCUCCUCCGGCUCUAUAAUUCACAUUCAUGCAAUUCCCUUAAUUGUGUUGUAUUUUGCUUCCAAUUCAAUUCAUUAUUUAUAAAGCAUAUAUUUGCCAUCGAUUUUUGGAAAUAAUAUUUUAAUAUUCAAUCUC